This is a messenger RNA of Choloepus didactylus (southern two-toed sloth), 939 nucleotides long. RefSeq names its product olfactory receptor 2L13-like. Gene Ontology annotation, biological process: G protein-coupled receptor signaling pathway. Gene Ontology annotation, cellular component: membrane. The record is from RefSeq and is a predicted model, not a curated record. Gene Ontology annotation, molecular function: G protein-coupled receptor activity; olfactory receptor activity. NCBI's taxonomy places the organism in Eukaryota, Metazoa, Chordata, Mammalia, Pilosa, Megalonychidae. The coding region runs from base 1 to 939 and encodes 312 amino acids. The transcript has a single exon.
AUGGAGAAAUGGAAUCAAACUUCAAAUGAUUUCAUUUUGUUGGGUUUGUUUCUCCCAAAUCAAACUGGCCUACUUCUCUUAACCCUCAUCAUUCUCAUAUUUUUCCUUGCCUCCAUGGGAAACUCAGCCAUGAUUCAUCUCAUACGAUUGGAUCCCCAUCUCCACAAACCUAUGUACUUUCUACUCAGCCAGCUCUCCCUCAUGGACCUGAUAUACAUCUCCAGUACUAUCCCCAAGAUGGUGUUCAACUUCCUUUCUGGCCAGAAAAGCAUCUCCUUCCUGGGAUGUGGUAUACAAAUCUUCUUCUUCUCAACAAUGGCAGGUUCUGAAGGUUUACUACUGGCUUCAAUGGCCUAUGACCGUUACAUGGCCAUUUGUCACCCUCUUCAUUAUCCAAUCCAUAUGAGUAAAGGGAUGUGUGUCCAGCUAAUCAUAGGAUCCUGGAUCAUGGGGUCCAUCAAUUCCUUGGUACACACAGCCUAUGUCCUCCAUAUUCCUUACUGCCAGUCAAGGGCCAUUAAUCACUUCUUUUGUGACAUUCCAGCCUUGUUGCCUCUUGCAUGUAUGGACACCUGGAUCUAUGAGUACAUGGUUUUUGUGAGCACAAUCCUCUUUCUCCUCAUUCCUUUUCUUGGCAUCACAGCUUCAUAUGGUCAGGUCCUUUAUGCUGUCUAUCAUAUGCACUCAAAAGAGGGAAGAAAAAAGGCCUUCACUACCUGUUCAACACAUUUAACUGUAGUGACAUUUUACUAUGUUCCUUUCAUCUACACAUAUCUUCAACCCAGGAAGCUUCGCUCACCUAGAGAAGAUAAAAUGUUGGCAGCAUUCUACACCAUCCUCACCCCCAUGCUCAAUCCCAUUAUCUACAGCCUGAGGAAUAAGGAAGUGCUGGGUGCUGUGAAAAGAGUGUUUGGGGUAUUCUCUUCCAUGAAAGAAUAG